Messenger RNA from Physella acuta, 657 nucleotides. RefSeq lists its product as uncharacterized. The record is from RefSeq and is a predicted model, not a curated record. Lineage: Eukaryota; Metazoa; Mollusca; Gastropoda; Physidae.
CGUUCAUUGUCCAUCACUGUGGCUUCUUCAUUUGUCUCAACAUGGCCGUGUCCAGCUUGUGUCCAGCUUUAGCUGCAGCAAUCUUGCUUGGGCUAGCUCAGACGGUGACGUCACAGCCGAUGACGUCAUGUUCCCCCAACCCAGAAAUCCGAAAGUCCGAGCUGAUGAAAUGUUUUUCAGAGCUGGGAUUCACACGUGACCAGAGUAACUCGGUCUUCUCGCUAAAUAUAGAAGUGUUGUGUAGGAUGCAGGGGGAGUUUAUCCAGGCCAUCAAGUGCCAGAUUGAUCAGUUGACCCGCUGCUGGCCUGAGAAAGUCAUGACGGCACCAAGUCUGGAGGCCAACGGUCUGCCUGGGUACAUCAGCGCUCUGUGCAGUACUAAAGGCCUCAACAGCACGUGCUAUGACCAGAGGAAGCCUGACGUCAACGUGUGUACUCGUCAGCUGAUAGACAGGAUGUCGUCACACGUCACGUCACAGGAGGGUCUGUGUGUAGUGAUGCAGGAGCUAGCAGCCACUUGUGCCAGGAACAUUCUACAGGACUGUGGUGACGUCACCGUGGACGUGGUGGUCAAGCAUAUCUCGCUGACCAGACCUGCCAGGUGUCUGGUCAGUUCGGCCUGAGGAGGAGGGGGGAGGGGCAGUGGCGGAACUAGAA